This is a messenger RNA of Centropristis striata (black sea bass), 4300 nucleotides long. RefSeq names its product two pore segment channel 2 (gene tpcn2). The coding region runs from base 201 to 2495 and encodes 764 amino acids. Gene Ontology annotation, cellular component: lysosomal membrane. The transcript is spliced from 25 exons. Lineage: Eukaryota; Metazoa; Chordata; Actinopteri; Perciformes; Serranidae. Gene Ontology annotation, molecular function: voltage-gated channel activity; monoatomic ion channel activity. Gene Ontology annotation, biological process: transmembrane transport; monoatomic ion transport. The record is from RefSeq and is a predicted model, not a curated record.
CUUAGGAGCAACUUCCUAAAAGCACAUUCCCCUGCUCUCUGCUCUGCUUGUUGUGCUCUCUAAAACUAUGUAACUUUGAAUUGUCCCUGACUGAACGGACAGGCUAAACUCACUUCACUCUCAUUUUACUCCGUCUUCUGUCAGUUACUUUCACUUUCACAGCGGAGGAGCGGCCACAGAAGAACUGGUAGAUUUCCUGGAUGGAAACAGACGGUUUGCUGACCACUGGGAGUGUGAACGACGACUAUGGUUCCUCGUCGGGCUCAGGACACGCUGGGGCCCCGGGCGGCAGGCCGAUGUCCUACAGUGUCGCUAGGGAGUCGUGCAGUGUCGAGGCGAGAUCAGGUGAUGAGGACCUCUAUAUCCAACAAGCUGUUGUAUUCAUCGAGGACGCCAUACAGUACCGGUCCAUCAACCACCGUGUGGAUGCCCGCUCACUCCGCCUGUAUCGAUGGUACUACUCCAGGAUAUGGCAAUGGGGCUUUGGCCUAACCAUUGCAGUGGUGUUGUUGCUGGCAUUUGUGGAGCGCCCCUCCUCCCUGUCACUCUCCUCUGACCCCCGGUAUCGAUCUAAACCCUGGGAGCCUCCCUGCGGCUUCACCGAAAGCAUCGAGAUCGUCUGCCUCCUCAUCUUCACUCUCGAUCUUGCUGUUAAGAGCUACUUGAUUGGCUGGGAGGAAUUCAGAAAGAACAAAUGGCUAAUUGGCUACACAGUAGUCUUGUCAGUCUCCGUCAUCGACUGGGUGUUGUCUGUCAGCAUGUUGUGUGAUGAGAAACUUAGAGUCCGGCGACUCCUCCGGCCAUUCUUCCUCCUGCAGAACUCUUCUCUGAUGAAAAAGACUCUGAAGUGCAUCAAGAGGACUCUGCCAGAGAUUGCCAGUGUCAUCCUGCUGCUGGCGCUCCACCUCUGCCUCUUCACAAUGAUCGGCAUGCUGCUGUUUGCUAAAAGUGAGGAUCCAAAGAAGAAUGGAGAGUGGCUGUUACAUUUCAGAAACCUGCCUAACUCUCUCACAUCUCUGCUGGUGCUGCUCACCACAGCCAACAACCCAGAUGUGAUGAUCCCUGCCUACUCCCUCAACAGAGGCUACUCCAUUUUCUUUGUCAUGUUCAGUGUGAUUGGAACCUACUGCCUGAUGAACUUACUGACAGCCAUCAUCUAUAACCAGUUCAGGGGAUAUUUACUGUUGUCGGUCCAAACGUCCAUCAUCAGGAGACGACUGGGGAUCCGAGCUGCUUUCCAAGUCCUCAGCUGCCAGGGAGCCCAGGAGGCUGCUGAGGAGUGUGUACGUGUUGAGUUGGUGCUGAAGGUGAUGUCCAGAGUCCAGAUGAAGAACUACUACAGAGAGGCCAUCACAACGGAGGCGCUGCAGUUUGCCGAUGCGGGCACCAUGGAUCGAGACCAGUUCAGGAAGAUAUUUGAUGAACUGGAUAAAGAUCGCAUUAAGGAGCACCCUCCCCUGCCCCAGUACAACUCUCCAGUCCUGCAGAGACUCCAGCUGGUUUUCAGUCACUACUAUCUCACUAUACUUGGCAACGUGGUGGCACUGGCCAAUGUCCUGUGCAUAUGUACUGUCCUGGUGAUAAAUUCUGAAAAGUCCACUGCAGAGAGAGACAACUACACCCUGGAGCUCAUCAACCUGUGCUUCAUCCUGUAUUACCUGUUUGAGAUGGGCGUGAAGAUCUUUGCCUUAGGCUGCAAAGGGUACUUGUCCUACAGGAACAAUGUCUUUGACGGCUUCCUCACCAUCCUGCUCUUGGUCCUACAGAUCACUAUAUACAUCACCUACAGGCUUCCUUAUUCUCAGUGGGAACCGUCCUCUCAUGGUGUCAUGUCCCUGUGGGAGAUGGUUCGUUUGAUCAACAUGCUGAUUGUUUUUCGGUUCCUGCGCAUCAUCCCAGAUAUCAAGCUCAUGGCUUUGGUUGCGAGUACACUUCUGGACCUGCUGAAGAACCUUAGAGCCUUUGCAGGGAUACUGGUGGUGGUGUACUAUGUGUUUGCUGUGUUUGGUAUCUGGCUGUUUGAGGGAGCCAUUAAACCUCCUCCAGAGAUGAGUGGGCUCUCCAACACCACCAUGGAGAACAUAACCUCCAACUACAGCAUGGAGUGCGGCAGCUAUGAGCAGCUGAACUACUGGCCAAAUAACUUUGAUGACUUUGGUGCAUCCAUCAUUUUGCUGUAUGAUGUCAUGGUAGUCAACAACUGGCAGGCCUUCAUGGAUGCAUACAGCAGACACACCACUGAGUGGUCAAAGAUUUACUUUGUGUGUUGGUGGCUCACCUCCUCUGUAAUGUGGGUCAACUUGUUCGUGGCGCUCAUUUUAGAGAACUUCAUCUACAGAUGGGACCGUAGUCACAGCUGUUCUGUUACAGAUGUGGAGAGGAUCAGAUAUCAAACCUCUGUUCAGCUCAUGUUCAGGGAACAGAUCAAGGAGCCAACUGAAGAAGAAUUACUAUGUCAACUACACCAACACCCCCACUUACACUUACACUGGUGACACACACACACACACACGUAGCACCAACCAGCACCUACAUGCAGUACCAAGUCAAGAGACUGCCAUUAAAUGAGUCUAUUGCAUGGUAGAAGCACUGAGGUCAAUAUUACAGCAUUCUACUACUAGUGUAUUUUAUUGUCAAAUUAUUGUCAUAUGUCAUUAUUACUACUGAAACAAGUAGGUAGCGCAUGUUUUAAUUAUUGUGAUGUUACUCAUGAACCACUGCGAGCAGCAGUUUAGGUUGUACUCAGAUUUGUCAUUGGCGGUGGCUCUGUGGAGGCAGACAUGUCAUUGGUUGAGUUGAACAUGACUGGUUAGAGCUGAAAAACGACGAGUGAGGUGGUAAAGUCAUAAUGAAAUAGUAUACAGUCUAUUGUUGUCUCUGGAAUAAGUGCACAGGAAAUUAUCAAACUGUGACUUCAUAAAAUGAAUUAUGGAACCAUUAGAAGCCAAUCCAAAUUUCUGAAUAUAACUACUUUAUUUUUGUUUGCCAGCAUGUGGCACAACUUUCUCUUUUCUGUGGCCUCAAGAGCAAGGUUUCUGACUUAUCGUUUUUCCCCUUAGAGGUUUUAGUUUUUGCAGUUGUCCAACCAUAAAAAAUUAAGUAUAGUGUUACAUCACAUUGUGGUAAAAUAGUUAGCAAAGAAUGUAUGUCUGUAUGUAUGUGUACUGCUGCUGUAUAAUUAGAUUAACCUUUAUGGUGUAUGUUUACAAAGAAUUUGCAGAUCUUGUCUUCCACUGGAUGCAGACCUUUUAGCACUAAAACCAUAAAAAUGAUAUUGCUCCAAGUGACAUAAGGUCCUUUCAUAAGGAACCAUCAUAAAGCCCAAUAUCACAAAUUACAAAUGUACCUCAAGGGGCUUUAAAAUCUGCAUGACACCCUUCAUCGCAGACCCUCCAUUCAGAAAAGGAAAAACUCCCCAAAAACACUCAGAAGAAACCUCAGGAAGAGCAACCGAGGAACCUACCUGCUGUUUAGUUUCAUCAGUUAGAUAUGACAUAGAAAUCUGUUUCAUAACAUUUAACAGUGGCAGACAAACAUGUCAAAGAUACAUUGGGUGUUAUGUCACCAGAUUUAGUGUAGGCUUUUGUUCCAUGUGUGUGGAAUGCAAAACUCUGAGAAAGUUUCUGGAGACGAUUUUAAUUGAACAUGUUUCCCGCACUAAAAGAAAAAAAAAACUUUCACCAGGAACCAGGAAACACGCCUUUAACUGGAAAGCAGUCAGAGUGCAUAUUUCAGCAAGGCAUUCUCACGUUACAUCACAUAACAAAAUCAUCAGAUAUGCACGUCUGAUGUUUUUCCCCUCCGUAUCAGUGCAGCACUUCAUCAUAAUGAUAAGAUUUAUUUUUGUAAUGACCAUUCACGCCCGAGACACCAGUAAGUCAAAUCUUCAGAACAUUUAGGGAGUGAUGUUCAUGUGCGACAUAUAUUUUGGUAAUAUAGCUGCAUGUUGGAUUACCAUCCAUCCACUAGAUUGAGUAUCAAAUGCUCAGUAAAUAUGAACAGAUUGAUACCUGCCAUAAGCCAGUGUCUUCAGAUCUUUUAUUUCUACAUUUAUUCAGAGAAAAGACAAAUUGUGCCUUGGUAUUUAUAUGAAUACAGUUCAAAUAUAGUUUUUAUGUCGAGAAAAAAAAGGGAAAUAUUUUUUUAUCAAGAGAGGUUUGUGAAAAAAAUCUGGUUGUAUGAGGAAGAUGCAAUGCAAUUUUCUGAUAUUUUAAUACAGCUUGUAUUUCAUUCUGCAUUUUGUGAAAUGUUAUUUUAUUACUGUGUAGAAAAAAUAUCCCCAAACUGAUUUAAAAUAAAU